Messenger RNA from Anarrhichthys ocellatus (wolf-eel), 7877 nucleotides. Its product is annotated as sterile alpha motif domain-containing protein 9-like. Bases 3784 to 6855 code for a protein of 1023 amino acids. Lineage: Eukaryota; Metazoa; Chordata; Actinopteri; Perciformes; Anarhichadidae. The record is from RefSeq and is a predicted model, not a curated record. Gene Ontology annotation, cellular component: cytoplasm. The transcript has 4 exons.
AUAUAUAUAAACCAACACAUGAGUAUAGAUAAAGUAGGAAAUGAAGAGGCAGAUAUUCUGUGGAGGUGUUCAGCAUGUAAUGCUAACCGUCAAUUAAAAAUCAUUCAAUCAAGAGUAUUGUUUUCCCUUCAGGAUAAGACUGUGCUUUCUUUGUUUGUUUUUUUCCAUUUUAUUAGGUUGUAAAUAUGUAUUUUGAAUAUAUAUCACUGUGUUUGUUUUGAUCUUGAUUAAUUUAUUUAAUGCCUAUAUAUUGUUGUUUUUAUGUAACCUGAUUUUGUUUUACUAACUGGAAACAAAUCAAGGGGAGGGAAACGUGUUGCUUAUCAAACAUUUUAUAAUUCAUGUUAAUCUCUUCAUUCAUGUUUUGCUGUUUCGGCUUUGGGUGAUGAUUUUACAAAAAAAAAAAAAAAAAAAGUGAUACUCAUUUCAUUGUAUUAACUGAUAUGUAACAUAUUCUGUUUUACUGUGUCGUAUUUGAUCAGAUGUGUCGUGGUCACUGCUCGUGAAAUGAUUUUAUUCAGAGAGUUUCCAAAUCAUGACAAAAGAUAAAAGCAGUCACAAGGUCAUAAUCUGCCAUUUUGUUCGUGUGAGACAUGUUGUCACUUGCACAUUGCACCAAGAGAAAGACAAUGUGAAGUGUAACCUAAAGUCUUAAAAUGUUGGGCCAGGUGUGUGUGGAAAGUUCAAGAAAUGUUGACCCCGGAUUUGUCUUUAUGACUAGAUCAUUAGCAGUAUUUUCUUAUUCUACUUAAUAAAAUACAAAAAGAUAAUUGAGGCAAUUGACAACCCUCUUCUGAAAAAUAAGAAAUCACUCCAGUGCUGUAUGGAGCCACAAAAUGCUCAAUAGUAAAUGGAUAAAUAAUUAAAAUAAUCAAUUGAGCAAUUUAGCCAGUUAGCAUCUGUUAGCUAGAGUUUUAACAGUGUCAAAUUCUGAUUCAACCAAAUAAACGUUUGAUUGAGUUUAAAAGUGAUCCCCGGAUUCUCGAGAGAAUCCAGCUGCCAUGCAAGGUGUGUGCAUACGCACUGUAACAUGUUAUUUAGCUUAAGAAGGCCGCACAUGCUACCUGCUUAGCCAGAAAACUAGCUAAAAGAGCACAGGAAGCUAGCUAAUACAGCUAAACUAUCCAGACUAGCUAGUUAGCAAUCUAGGUAAGUAGCAUGUGCUAAAUAGCGUCAUAUUUCAUCAUAAUGAAGUUGAGCUUCAAUACAUCUCUUGAAUUACAUAGUUUGUUUCUGUAUUUAUAUAUUCAAUAGUGAACACUUGAGGCUCCCUAUUCGCUUUAUUUUUUAAGUAAGGUGUCGGUGAAAGGUUAAAGGGCGCAGGGAGGAAGCGAUGGAGUGAAGAGGUAACUUCAUGAGUACAAGUGCUGGGUAUAGAGUAGUGUAAGUAGAGUGAAGAAUCGUUUGGGUUCUAGCUGUUUGAGGUGUUAGCAGAGAGAAAGGUGUAGGUUAAAACAUCUCUGGUAUGUGUUCAAGAUGCCACACCUCUGCAUCUAGUCGGUGUAAUUUUGAAUGGGGCAGGUCUUGCACAGGAACGCUGUUAAUUAUCAUGAGUGUUAAUGUUAGGAAUGCUGAAUGUCUGUGUCGCUUCGUGUGAAGUUGUGCAGCAUUGUUCCAGUUUUCCUUUGCACCUUUUUAACCAUCACGGGAACAGUGCGAUUCACAUUAAGUCGUCCGUUCCUGAAUAUUGUGCACAAGCUUUUUAACCACACCUACUUGCAUUUCUCCAGAGCUGACGAAUAAAGUUUACAAUUCAUGCAUAAAAAAAGCAAGCUUUCCCUUUGUAGGUAAAAAGUGCCAACUUGAUUCACUUGCAGUAGCGAAGGGACUUGAACUCAUGCCAUUGCUUGACAUUUAGCAACGUCGCAUGAUGUUUGUAGUGAACAAUCUUUAUUUAAGUUGGUCACAGUAACGUUUGUGGCUUGUGUGCGCGGUGAGUGGUCAAUGUAGGCUAUUUUGAGGUGUCGUGUUUUCAACACUAAUCUGAUCUAUGUAACUGGAGGUUUAAUAAUGUAAGGCUGAAAAACAUCACUGUGGUUUACAGGCAUCGAACAAUUUGACUCAGCAUGAGAGGAGUCGUUGAGGUGGGGUUUGUUUUUCAGAAGUGUCAGACUGGACUUGAAAAGUCUAAUAAUGUGUAAGUAUUACACAAAAUAUCUCAAUAGCUUUUGAGAGUUGACACAUCUGUGGAUUUGACCGUCACUUUUGACUCACUUUUGAUCCAUUAGUGAAGAUGGGCAGCAUUCAGAGCAAGCUUGAAGAGCAUCAUUUUGAUUCACGUAACAUUGCUGAGUUAAAUUCUUGAAUUGUCCUGUGUGUCACUGCCUUGAGUCAGUCAGUGGGAGGUUUUCUCUCGUAUUUCGCUUGUUAUUUUGUAAUAUUGCUUCGUUCUCAAAUGAUGUAGCAAGUGACAGGUGUGUUUUUAUGUUCACUGUCAAUCCAGUUUUUCAUGUUAGUGAAGGCUUGUUGCUUAAUUGUGGUUUGAGAUAAAGAAAGAGAAACAGUUCCGUCUCAGUGACAAAGAAUACGUGGGAUGUGCUGCUGUGCUUAACAAUUCAUCGAAGAGCGUCAUUACAUCCAUUUUCUGUUUUCACGUAUAACAUAACCCCGUUGGAUGCCAUGGGCUCAAUGCUGUUAGACAAUUCUUUUAAGGUUUUCCUCUCAUGGGGCAAGACGUACUUCAGGAUUUAUCUUGUAAUGACUGCAACAAAAUAUGAUAUGAGGUAUUAUUCAAGUAAAUACAAAGGUGUGGCUUUUUGUCAUGAUUUAAAUGAGACUGAACUGAAAUUAUGCCAUUGUCAUUGUGCUAAAAUGAAUAUAAAUAUUAUAUAUUAAAAUAUAUUUGCUAACCUAUGCUGUGUGAAGUUGCUUUCUUUCGAAGAUGUUUGAGAGGUUACAAAAAUUCAAAGAUAGCAUAUUGAGGAAAGGGCGGGAAACAGUUUAUUUGGACUCUGGAGAUUAUCUUGAGUCAUCAGGUCAUGAUUUCUGGAAAGAGACAUUGCUGUGAUUUUUUUUCAAAUAUAUAUAUUUGGCACUUUGUACACUACAAGUGCCAUAUAGUACCAUUGUAUUGAAGAGAAGGCAGCCAUCUCUAUGACCGAUAUCUCCAAAACUAGGCAACUUACAACAAAACAAUCUGAUUACUGCACGAGAGCUAUGAGGACAGUUCCCCUAUUAUUUUGAGGGGAACUGUCCCUUUAAGACACAGCUGCAGACUGUUUGACUGUAAUCCGUCACCUCUAAUCAAUGUAACACUGACCAAACAAUAUUUAAUAUUUUUUAUAAAUAUCUGUCUGCUAGAGGGGGUAUGUGUGCACUCAGCUUGAGACAUUGUUGAAGGUUGACAGUGACCAAAACCAGAAACUGAACUGAAAAACACUCUUUGUUUGUGAGCUCUUGAUUGCCCCGCCCAUGUAGGCAUUUCCAGUGAAACGAUACUCACAGCAAAUGUUUAAAACAACACAGCAAUACCAAAAGACAUCUUUGGAUUUGUCAUCCACAAGGCCAAAUCUACAGGAUUUCACUCAUUCAACUUUUUUAUUUGCCUUUUUUUCAAGAAGGAAGCAAAUGAAACCUUGAAUGACCUACAAACAGUUUGAUCACAACAACAUAACUUUAUCUGGCAUUCACAGCUUCACAUAUCUCUCUGGAAUCACACCCAUUGUGGGGGUGGCAUGUGGCAUAUAUGUACCUCCAACACCCUUCAGGUUUCAGCAGCAAUGUAGUGCAUGACAUGUUCACAGGACUUCUGCAUCAUUUGGAAAAAGAAACUGAGAGUCUGAGAUGGCAAGUGGAGCAGCCCCGUCCACCGCUAAAAGUGGAAAAUUAGAAAUCAAACAUUCCCUCUCCCUGUUGGAUGUUCUCUAUGCAAAUCAGUUCGAAGGAGAGUCUUUCCCUCUAGAACUUCUUCAUCAGACAGAGGAAAACUUUUACAGAGGGGCCCCACCCAAAUGGUUAAACUUUCACAUUAGUGAACAGAGAGAGUCAGAUGGCACUGGAACUCCCUUCAUCAAACGAGAUGGAUAUGACACACUUGUGGAAACAAUUCACCAAAGGAGAAGAUUCCCAGGAAUAUCAACUGUUCAACUGUUCCACCAGCCAGGAUGUGGGGGAACCACAUUGGCCAUGAAGGUGUUGUGGGACUUGAGGAAAACCUUCAGGAGCGCUGUUUUAACGGGCUCAACCUCAGACAUCACAAAGGUUGCAGAGGAUGUGGUCCAGCUUUUCACAGCAGGCAGUCGACGCAACCACAACACUGUGCUGCUGUUGGUGAAUGAUGAGAAGAUUAUGAAAGAACUGGAAGGUAGCAUUAAGGUGACGAUUGCUGAGCAGGACAUACACGUCCCCGGCCAUAUGCCUGUGGCUAUUUUACUCAACUGUGUAAGAAAGGAUGUGGUUCUACAGAGUGACCAUAUCGUCCUACAAAAAGACCUUUCUGAAGAAGAGAAGCACAAAUUUGAUGAGAAAAAGAAAGAACUGAGCAUAAGGUACAGUGAUGGACACAAACAAUUCCACGGCUUCAACAUAAUGCAAACUAAUUUCUCUCAGGCUUACAUCCAAGAGGCAUGUUCUGUUUUCAAAACCACCAAAAAAGCCAAUAGACCACAGAAGAACCAGCUUGCUGCCUUCUUAUCCCUGCUCAAUGCCUAUGUACCAGGCUCAUUUCUCCUGGAGUCCAAGUGCAUGGACUUCUUCAAACAUGACGACUACAGCCACGGAGACUUUUCUCUGGAGGACAGGAUGGAGCCCUUCAGCCAUCUCAUCAUCACAUUCCAACAAGAUGGAAGAUCUGAAAAAAAAGUCUGCAUGGCUCACCCUAUGAUAGCACAGUGUUGUACUGAAUUGAUGGCUAGAUCCGGUGUGACCAGAAGUGACACAGCAAGAAACUUGUUGACUCGUUUGUGCUUUGAUGAGACCCCUCCGUUUUUGGUUGGUUUCAUCAAAGACAUGCUCACCAAGAGAGGAACAAAACCAAAAGACAUGAAAAAAGAAGAGGAUCCAAUCGAUGGAACAGAGUUUGAAGAAAGGUAUUCUAGGCUCAUCCUAGAUAUUCAAAAGAUUGAGAGCAAUAAACAGAGUGUGUCAGUUCUAAAGGUCGCGUCACAGCUGUUUCAGCGAAAUCCAUUUUUUCCACAAGCGCUUGCUCGUUUUUAUUACACAGAACUGAGAUACUACAAUCGGGCUGAAAAAUGGGCAAAGAGAGCAAAGCUAAGAGAUCCUCAAAAUUCCUUUGUUGCUGAUACACUGGGCCAGGUCCAUAAGAACCAUUUGAAGAACAAAGAGCGUCCUGCCAAACCAAGAGAAAUUUUGCAACUGGCAUCAAAGGCCAUUGAAGCUUUCAAAGAUGAAGAAAGACUUGCUGAAAAUCAACAGGGGUCGGAGAUGAAAGGAGAUGGCAGUACCAAAGUCUCGAAUGUUUUUAACGUCAGAGGGCAGGUUGGUUAUGUGCAGGUCUGCAACCUUGUGUAUGACCUGCUUGUCAGUCAGAACGAUACUUGGAGAGAAGUUCUUACAAAGAAUGUGUCCUUGGGCUCUGUCCUGGAAUCACUUGGAGACAACAAACUCUUCAGAUUUAACGAUCUGAUAAACAGCCUCAGAGAUGAGAUCGAGAGAAAAUGUGCAUUCUUCGAUAAAUAUCUGACUUAUUCAAAGCCUGACGUGAAAGACGAUCCCGCGUACAUUUCCGAAGACACCUCAAAGUGCUACAGGAACUUUGUCGGAAACUCCCCAUCCAAAGCUUUCAAACAAAAAGGCGCUGAUCUCAUCCAGAAGCUCAAACAAAACCUAGCGAACACGUCGGCUGGAGUACUCUCGUGUCUUGACAGAGAAUGCACUGAAUCGGACCUUAAAGAAAUAACUACAUGGUGGGAAGAAAUCUUUCUUCAGAAAGAUACAGUCACAGCUCUGGUCAACUACAUCCUCGCUCACAUCAUGUUAAGAAAUAUGGGAGCAAUAUCUCCUUCUGAUUGCAAACAUCUAGCUGCAUUCAAAGAGAAAAUGCCUCUGAUCCCCAACGAUUCACCUGAGCUCCACAUGUUAGCCCUCCUCCUGUGCUGGCCUACAGGCAGUGAAGCCAAAUGUGUCCUCGACCUCAAUGAAUUAAUUCGACGGAUGAACCGAUCUUACGAAGUUGCAUAUAAGAUACACUUUCGAUCGCGGUACCUCCGCCCCCUGUUCUUCAUUGGAAAUGGUGAAGACCUGAAGAGAAUUGUUCACAGAAAGGUCCUCGAAAAUUUGUUUCUAGAGCAAAGUGAGGAAACAAAACAAGAUUGGAGCAACAACUGGAGGAAAGAGAAGAUUUUCAAAGUUCCCGAGGUCCAAGCACGCCUUGUCAAAGUUGAAGGAGUGGUACGAAAGUACAGAGUCUUUGCAACUAUUGAUGACGUAAUGAUUGAGGUGGAUGCAAACCGCCAAAACAGCCUCUGGAGACCACGGCGAGUUUCCUUUUACCUCGGAUUUACCAUCAGAGGUCCUGUAGCCUUUGACAUCCAGACAAAACCUGCAGCCAAGGAUAAGACGGACUGUGUAGCAGAAGAAAUCUCAGGGAUGAAUCGUUCCGAACCCGAACAAAUAACACCAGAAGAUACCACUGGAGGUCAGCAGUUUGUGGAUCUCCAUCAGACACAUCUGAUGAACGGAGUGAGCGAUACAGGAGCCAUCCUGGAUAAGCUCAAGGACGGGGGAUGGAUCUCAGAAGAGAACUACGAGGCUUUGAGAUCUUUAAACAAAGCACAAGACCAGAUGAGUGGCAUUCUGCAGUGUUUGACUUCAGGUGGCAAGGACGCACUCUAUGAAAUCCUAAAAAGGAUGAGAAGCAUGAGGCCUCUCAUCGCUGAGCUUGAGGGAUCUGAGUAAAGGAACGAAGUGUCAAAGUAAAAAGAAUUGCUGUAGCUAUGGACAAUAAGUGGGCACAAUGUUAUCCAUAAAAUGUUUAGCAUUCUUACAGUACUGGUCAAACAGGAAAACACUUUUAGUUUAGAUGAAAAGAGUGACUUUAAUUAAAGGAACGGUGUGUAGCGUUUAGGGGGAUCUAUUGGAGAAAUGGAAUAUAAUAUUAAAAGGUAUGUUUUCUUUAGUGUAUAUUUAGUGAAGUUGUGUUUUUGUUAUAUUAGAAUGGGACGUUUAUAUCUUCACGGAGCCAGCUGCAGUGUUUCUACAGUAGCCCAUAACGGACGAACCAAACAUUAGCUCUACAGACGGCCAUUCACGUCAGACCCUAAAGUUCUCCUACACGCUCGUUACACUGGAGAUUCUUCACUUGGUUGUAAUCUGCAACCUGACUAAGUCCUACACACACUAGACCUGUUAGGAGAUUAAGCUUCUAGAACUUUAACAAUUUAUCUAUUUAAGCAUUUAUGGAUUCAUGAAACAUAUGAAGCAACAACCAAAGAAAGAUGUUCUCUCAGUGGAAAAUAGCGAUAUGGGUCAAGCAAACCCAAUGUAAAGGAUACACAUAGGUGCCUUUUUUAUAUUCUGUUUAAAGGUUUAAAUUGUCUAUGACUGUUACAAAGCUUUUAAGCGUAGAUUUGUCUUCCUCAUCUAGCCAGAAAAAGCCAGGUGAAUGCAACUAACAGAGAACUGUAUGGGGCUGUUGGCGGCCAAGGCACCAGUAUAAUAGAAUGACGCUUGAAUGGGGAAAUGUACGGGAGGGAUUGACCAAGAAACGAAACCUAGAGGCACUAGAUAAGAUACCAUAUUGAAUAUGGAACAGAAACUAAAUGUUUUGGGGGCAUGUUCUCCCCCGCAAGCUCCACAAAAGCAGGAGGUAUUGAAUGUUAUGAACGUGUGUAUUUUCUCAGUCUAAAUCCAGGUGCUCCAUGGACCAGCUUGAUUUACAUGUAAUCUGUUUCAUCUUGCAAUAAACAUAUUGAACUCCA